Molecule: messenger RNA, 1574 nt
Organism: Dromiciops gliroides (monito del monte)
Lineage: Eukaryota; Metazoa; Chordata; Mammalia; Microbiotheria; Microbiotheriidae
Exons: 3
Coding region: 69-1166 (365 amino acids)
Source: RefSeq, a predicted model, not a curated record
GACCUACUGGCCCUUCAGCAGUUAGCUGUGAAGGAGUCAUAUUUAAGUGGAGUCCACUCUGGAAGAUUAUGUGUCAAGAGGGAGCAGCUUCAACCUUGCCACCAAUGGCCUCAGCCCCCCAGCCACCCAGGCAAGAGCCAGACCGGCCCUCCCAGUCUUCCCAGCAGGAUCCAGCCGGGGUCCACUGGGCCCCAGCAGAGAUCCGGCACCUCCUGGCCAUCAUAGAGGAGCCAGCCAUUCAGCGACGCCUGAAGACAGUUCAUCGGAACACUUGUGUGUAUGAGGACGUGGCACGGCGCCUCCAAGAACAAGGCUACGUUCGACAUGCCCACCAAUGCCGCACCAAGUUCAAGGCUCUCAAGGUGGCUUAUAAGAAGGCUCAUGCAGCAGUCCUGCACUCUGGCAUGGCCCCUCAAGGAUGCCCCUUCUAUGAAGAAAUGGAUCGGGUGCUACAGACCCAGGCCACCACUGCUAGCCCCAAGCACUGCUUAGAACAGGAGCAAGAGCAGCAGUGUGAUCCAAAUUAUUCCACAUGGAGAGAUGGAGGUGGGGAAAAUAGAGGAGAGGAGGGGGAAACCACAAAGAGGUGUCCACCCCAAUCCCACAAGCAGCAGCAGCAACAGCCAGGGGCAGAGCAUCUGUUUAAGGUGAAGGGGGUAGAGCUGCCCAGCGAUUUAAAUCCAGAUGGCCAAGCUAGAGCAGAGGGAGGAAAGGACCCUGGAGAGACCAGCCAUCAGACUGGGGAAGCUUCUUUAGGUUUCCAGAAGAAGCCAGACCAAAAUCUAUCCCCAAGAGCUAUACCAGCACCAACAACCCCACCAGCGCCUGUCGUGACAACCACCUCCUCUGGAGGACUAUCUGGCCGGAUUGGCCAGUUUCCACCAAGGGCCCGAAACUUCAGGCGGCACCAAACAGCAGCUGCUGUGGUUGCCACGGAAAUGGCAGAGAAUCGCCACCUGGCCAGUCAGCUGGUACGGGAGUCAGACACUCAACUGCAGCACCACCUGGACCAGCACAAUGCACACAUGGCUGCCCUGGUUCAAGUGGCCCGAGACAGUUAUACCCAGCGCCAAGAGAUAGUGGCUAUCUUGCAAGAUGUUGCAGAUGAUAUCCACGAGGGGGUGGCCCUCUUGAAGUCUUCCAUUGGCCGCCUGGGUCAGGAAUGAGACCUUCAGACCUCAGGCUCUCUCCCUGUUCUCCAGCCUCAGGCACAUCUGGCUGGCAUCUCAAGGAGUUUGAGAGCAGCAAGCUUUUUUUUCCUACAGGGACAGUUUUGUUUUGUUUGUUAACCUUACAAGAGAAAAGAGAAAAAAAAAAACCUUUUUUUUUUUUUUCAGGAGAAUCAAUGGAAAAGCUUUGGAGAACAGCAGAAGAAUAGAGUUAGAGGGCUUGGGGACCAAGACUAAGACUAUGAAAACAAAAGGGUUUGAUGCUAUGAAAUAAAAAGGGAUUGCCAGGGGAAUUUUUUUUCAGUUUCUUUGUGUUCCAGUCUACUUCAGUCCAGGAGCCUAAAGUGGAGCAAGCUACUAUUAGAUGGGAGCUCAGGGUGGCUAGAUGGCACCUAGAGGCAGAAA